UAGUGGAUAUAAACAUAUCAGGUGAUGUGUAUUUGUGUAAUGAGGGAUGGUGUGGCCUAAAGAAAUCAAUAACUUAUAUCAAGGUAUGCAUAAUCAUUAGACAGCUUCUUUUCCUCAGGCAAAAUGAGCCAAAAAAGACAUUUAACUGACUCUGAAAAGUCAAACAUUGUAAAAAGUCUUUCCGAGGGAUGUAGCACUCUUGAAAUUGCUAAGAUAUUGGGGUGUGAUCACCGAACCAUUAAAUAUUUUGUUGCAAAUAGUCAACAGGGUCACAAGAAAUGUGUUGAGAAAAAAAAGACACAAAUGAACUGUUAAAUAUUUCAGAAGAAUCAAACGUGAAGCUACCAGGAACCCAUUAUUCUCCAAUGCUGUCAUGUUCCAGAACUGCAAUCUGCCUGGAGUGCUCAGAAGUACAUGGUGUUCAGUGCUCAGAGACAUGGCCAAGGUGAAGCAACAGAAUGUGUAGCAAAAAAGCAAGUGAAUUUCCUUUACACAAUCCCAAGUUCUCUCAAAACAGGAAUUCCAUCAGAGAUUUAACAACAGCAUGGAAUUCUGUUUCACAAGCAAAGGCAACAUUGCAGCAUAUUGAGAACAAAUUGGAAGCAGAUCUUAUUAGCACAGCCGGAUUGGAUACUGUCAUGGAAAAAAAGCCAUCAAUUAGUACUACCAGGAAAAUAAGCAGGAAAGGUUGCAGGUCUUCCAGUCAAAACAAGGAAAGUUCCUCCCGCAGGCCUCUUCGUGCUACCACUUUGGAUAGCAAUGUGAGUAAGAAUGGACAUGUCGAACUUCAUCAGCCCCUGUCUUCCUUCAGAGAUUCUCGGUGGUCACCAUCUUAUAAAACCUCUUGCCAAUUGGAGGCCAGACGUCUGAAGUAUAAAGAAACAGGGAAUAAAGCUGAAAGAAGUGGCAUGAUCUAUGACAAAGGAGAAUCAGAUUUGCAUGGCAGAGAUUUGAAACGGUCAUCUUCUACAGAUGAAACUAUUGUUCGCUAUUUGAAUGACCGUCCAGCAAUUAAUGCUUUGCAAAAUUCAGAUGUGGUGAAUCAUACAAAAUUAGAAGAAAAAAGUGAAGAAUCCAGAGGAGAUGAGUAUACAAAAACAUCCUCAAGUUCGAUAAUCCAAAAUGAACUAAAAGAAUUUCCAUUGGUAGAAUCUUCAGCUUCUUCUGCCAGUACCUCAAGUGCCCAUCGAUUAGAUAUUUUAAAGCAGCAUCAGCAUGAUGAUAAACUGGAAAAACUAAAAGAACAAAUUAGAAAGCAAUGGGAGUUUUCAGAGGAACUGAUUGGCAGAGGAUAUAAUCCUGAACAUUCUGAUCAUCCUAUAACUAUUACAGCUCCUGAAAAUAUAGUGACUCCUAAAAUCAGAAAAGUGGCAACAGCACCCAUGGCUCCCUCCUAUAAAGGUUUCAAUCCAUCAGAAGCCAAGAUUCGUACUCCUGAUGGAAAGGUAUGGUGUGAAGAGGAAUUUCUGAACCUCAAUAGAGAUUUAUGUCAAGAUUUUGAAUUCCAGUUGGCAGAAGAGGAUUUGACAGCAAUAAAGACACCAACUGAAAGAAAAGAAAAAAAAGGACACAAAACAGUGCGUAAAACUCAGAAGAUUGCACAACUCUCAAGCCCUAAAUCAGGUGCAUUUUAUUGUAUUUUUUGUUAUGUGAAUUUUGAAAAAGCAUUGGAGAUGAGGUUGAUUUCAGAUUGUGCUAUGCUUAUUUUUUGUAAUGCUUUCUUAAAGGCAGAAAUUAAGCGCCUUCAGGAAGCUUAUAAGGCAGCACGGAAAGAAAGGCAUCUUAUUCUUAAACAGCAGGAAGAAAUUAAACGGAUACGCCAGACCACUAUGAAAUUACAGGAAAAACUCAAGUUUGCAGGAGAAAACAAGGAGCACCGCAGUGAAGAGGAUAAAAAACAAACGCAUUCCUCAAGCCCUCAGCUGUCUGAUGCAGAGGCCUAUAGUCCUUCCUCCAUUUCCAGCUCUGAGACAAGUAGUAUCAUGCAGAAAUUAAAGAAAAUGCGGAGACGAAUGGAUGAGAAGUUCUUAACCAAGCGAGAGCAAAAACUGAUGCAGAGGCGUCAGUACGCGGAGGAGCUGCUGCAGUGGAAGCAACGUUUAGAUGCAGAAGAAGCAGAGAUACGUCAGAUAGAAAAACAAGCACAAGCUGCUUGGGAAAAAGAGCUGCCUAGAAUAAAAGCAAAUAAAAAAGGAGCAGGAGAUCAGAAAUCUGAUCCAAAAGACGCAGCCAGUGAAGAAGACUCCCCAAUGCCACCUUGCUCUCAUCUAAAUAGCAAAAGCUCUGUCCCAGAAGAAUUGAGCAAUCUAGUUGUUGAGUCCAUUCCAUCAAAGGUUUCUGAGAUUAAAGAUGAGCCUGGAAGCCUAGAUCACACAAUAACUGAAGAAAUAGUUUAUACAGAAGAACCGAAAUCUUUGGUUUCUACUGGAAAACCUUCUCCUUGCAAAAGCAGUGCAUCUCUAUCAAAGCAAGAGUCAAACAAACAAACACAGAAGUCUUUAGGAAAGCAGUUGUCAUCUACAAAAUCUCAGGAUAUCUCAUAUAGUUGGUCUGAUGAAUCUUUAUCCAUGACCCAAUCAGAAACCACAUCUGAUCAAAGUGACAUUGAAAGUCGAAUCUGGGCUCUGAAAGAUCAAGUGCGGAAAAAAAAGUCUGUUGUUUAUAGACUGAAAAAAGAACAGAAGAAGAGGCUCAAAGAGAAACUUAAAGCUCAAGAGGCAAGUUUGAUCAAACAGUUAGAGACCUAUGAUGAAUUCAUCAAGAAAACGGAAGAAGAAUUGAAUCGGGAUUUGGAGACAACACCAACAGCUAAACCUCAAAUCAAAACUCCAACCUCAGUUCCUGAGAAACCAAAGAUCAAACCCCCACCACUUCACAGGUCUGAAACAUCCAAAAGUUGGAAAUCGCUCACUGAUUCUGAACGUUCUAGAGGAUCUUUGGAAUCUAUUGCAGAACAUAUUGAUGCUGUGUCACAUUUUGAGCAAUCUGUGUCUAUAAACAUCAUGAAAUUCACAGAAGAAGAGAUUCAUGAAGGGAAGCAAUCUCAUACAGCAUCCAGAGUCCUCAAAACCCGAAGAAAAUCUAUAGCAGAAUCCGAUGAUUUGGAUAGUGUACUCUCCUCAUCUAUUCUCAAAGACUUAGAAAACACAAGCAAAAUAUCUCCCAUAUCAAUGAAUAAGCCUGAAGAUGCAGUGAGUUAUGAUUCUCCCGCUAUAGUGCAAGAGACAGCAGAAUCAAAAGAAUUAGAGGUUGAAAUAGUUUCCCAGGCUUAUGAAAUAUCUAAUGCCCCAGUUUUUGAUUUAAAUCAAAACAACUCAAGUCCUUUAAAGAAAGAAGUCCCUCCAGAGACUGAGCUGUUGGAAAAGGAUCAGUUUGUCUUGGAAUGCAAAAGUGUGCAGGAAAUCAAGGAGAUGCCAAGUGAAACGUUCGAGGAUGAUGAAAAUAUUACAUCAGUCAAAUCCACUGAUAGGCUGGGGAAAGAUACACUGAAAGAUGAUUCCCUGGUUUCAGAACAGAUUUCCAUUUGCGAAGAGCAAUCAUAUUCUAGUGAUUUUGAAGAGUCUUCCUUAGGAACAGAUAUAUCAAAAAGUGAGAUAGUUCUUACUGAAUAUCAAAGAGAUAUUUUCCAAGAGCCUACAUUAUCUUUCAGACAAGAUGCAGGAUCACAGGCAGAGAACUCUCUGUACACAAGACCUCCUAGGGGUGAAUCCCCUGGUUUUGGAAGUGAUGAUGAAAUAAGUGAAUGUCUCAGUGAAAAAUCUUUGUCUGUAGUUGGUAGCAUUCAAUCAGAAAGAUUGUUGGAACUUCAGUCACCAACAGAAUUUGUGAAAAAUAAAGAAUGUGGUGAUGUGGAGAAAGAACCACCUGAUGAUGAUGAUGAUGAUGAUUCAUCUUGGGCAUCAUCAGGAGAACAAGAAGAUAUUUUACUAGGUUUCAACAUUGGUGACCGAGUUCUUGUGAGUAAUCUCCACCUUGGAACACUGAAAUUUAAAGGUCGGACAAAUUUUGAUACAGGUUUUUGGGCUGGUGUAGAGUUGGACAAACCUGAUGGAUACAAUAAUGGCUCCUUCAAUGAUAUUCAAUAUUUUGACUGUAAAGAAAAGCAUGGUAUUUUUGCCCCUCCACAAAAUUUAUCUCUUUUUUCAGAAAGUGUUGGUAAUAACUUAGAUUCAAAUGAAAAUUCUUUCUUUAAGCGUGAACUAGAUAAUCAACCCAAAACAAAUCAGGGAGGCUUAGACGGUCUUGAAAAAGAAAAGAAUGAAAGAAAUUCAAAUGAGAAAUCUCCAAAAGACUCAUCGGCCUUAAAAAGUUCAAUUGGAGCUGGAGAUUACAUAAAUUUCAAUAAAUCAAGGAGCUGUGUGGUAGUUAUUAGUCCUGAUGAUGAGUUUGAUCAAGAAACCAGUGACUUUGACUCUCUCAAAUCCUCUAAAAAUGAUAAUGGUAUGUUACCUCCAGCCAUUUCAAACAUCCACAAAGAAAAUUCCGCUAUUGAAGUAGGAGGGAUUGUGGACAACAGCUUUCCUGAGAAAUGGAAGCAGCAGUCUGUUUGGCAAGAGCAAACAGAAAACAGAUUUUCUUCCAGUAAUCUGGAGAAAUCUGCAACACCACUUCUGGACUUGUUGACCAAAGAAAGAAGCCAACUGGAAGCCCAACUUAAAGUCCCAUCCCAAGAAAAGGAAGAUGUACUAGAUAGACAAGAAAGAGUUGGUUUGUUGGCUGACAGUCUCCUGCAAGGUUUUGUGAAAGACACAGUCAAUCAAUUUCAGCAAAUCAAAAAGGCAAGGAAUGAGAAGAUCCAUUUUAGCAAUCAAGAACUCGGUGCUGUCCAAGAAAAGAACUUGGCAUUUAAUGAACAGCAGAGGUUUUUAGUGGCAUCAGAAUUGGAUGAUGGAGAAGAAGUGUCUUCCCCAGAUAUGUGUCCAAGACCAGAAAGCCCUGUAUUUGGUGCCAGUGGACAGGAAGAACUUGCCAAGAGGCUGGCAGAGCUGGAACUUAGUAGGGAGUAUCUAAAUGUGUUAGGAGAUGACCAAGAUUGGUCUGAUGAGGAUUUUGGUUUGAGUUCACAUCAGCUCCCUGAAAACCAAGCCGAAGAAUCAGAAGUAUUACCUAAGAUAGAAGUGCCGAAAGUGUCACAAAAGCCAUGUGAAGAACCUUUGGAUGCACUAUACGUUGCAGAAGAAGUGGAGAAGUUGGUGCAUGCAGCAACUGAGAAACUAUGGAAAUGCAAAGAGUUGGGGCAUGAUCUUCGAUCCCUCAGCAGCCACAGAGACAUGAAUGAAUCCACCCAAGAUGACGACAUUGAAACCAUUAAUAAACAAAUUAGUAAACAGCUUGUGUUUGAUUUAACGAGAGAGAUUUUUGAAGAAAUCUUUUCAGAAGAUCCGAAUUUGAAUCGGCCGUUAUGGAUGAAGCCCAGGAGGAUAAUUUCUGGUUACUAUCGACGAGUUAGAGAUCCAAGAAAUCUUGAAGAAAUAAAAGUCUUUAUAACAGCUGAGGUUUUAAAGCUCUUAAAUUUGAGAAAUGAAUCAAAUAAUAAAACAGACUGGCAAAAAACGAUGAAAUUUGGACGGAAAAAAAAGGAUAGAGUGGAUCAAAUAUUGGUUCAAGAAUUAUAUGAAGAAGAGGCUCAGUGGGUGAACUAUGAUGAAGAUGAGCUGUAUGUGAAGAUGCAGCUAGCAGAUGGGAUUUUUGAGGCCUUAAUUCGAGACACCAUUGAUGUCCUCAAUCGGAUCUAUGAAAAAAAGAAAUUGUUGAUUGUCGAACGUCAAAACCCCCCCCAAAAUUGACUGGCUGAGAAGUGCUACAUCGUCUCCUCUUCCUGUGCUGCCUUUGGAUCCCCUACAUUGGAUUUGUUCCAAAAAGUCUCUCCCCCCCCCCCCCCAAAAAAAUCCUUUUGCCAAUUCAGUAUGUACAAUAAUACUUGGCGUUUCUUCUUCUUUCGAUAUUGGCAGUCUGAAAAUGGUUGGGAUGGAGCACCAAGAUUACCCAGCGAUGGAAUCUCCAGUUACUAGUAAACGUUCUUCAUUUUAAUAACUGUUCAACUUUUGUUUUAUGUGUAAUUUAUAACUCUUGUUUUCUGACUUAAAAGUGUAUGUCAGUCCAACCGAGUAUCUGUUCCUCAUUCUUACGUGAUUUUAAUCUUUUUGGUCUCAUUGUGGAUUUUCUGUCAUUGGAUUAAUGCAUGCAGGAGUUACGCUCCUUUAUUUUUUUCAACUAAAUUUCUAUUUCCAUUUCUUAAACUGUUAAUCUGGGAUACUUUUUCUACUUUUCCACUAUAUUUGUUUUUUUUUCCUCAGUGAACCACCAGCUGCUCCUAAGUAAAUGGUACUCAGGAUUCUCUCAGGAUUUUAAUAUGUGAGAGAUAGGAAAAAAAAUGCUUACAUAAUGUGGGCCAGUGAUCCCUUUGAUUCCCCCUUGCUUACCACCUUACUGUAAUAUACUGGUGAAACCAUUACUUGAACUAGCUUAGGGUUAGGAGUGUAUGUACCAAAGAGAGUGAUACUCAGUGUUUGACUCUGGACCUGAUUUUUUUAUGCUUGUGUCAUUUGUUAUAACUUAUUUUGAAACUCCUAAAAAAUAAUUGCCGCGUGCUCUAUGAAUGCACUGUUACGGGAUUUAAAACGUCAGAAUACCUGUACAUUAGGAAUGCAUCUGUCUCAUAAAAACGAGGUCUCAUACUAUGUGCAAGAAAUGCAUCAGAGACAAGAAUCUACAAAGAUUUAAAUGCAUGGCUUUUUUCCCCAUGGUGGGGUGGAAACGGAUUGUGAAGAGGCACAUGUUACAUCAAACUAAUGUACUUGGGAAGGGAAAUAGGAAGUCAGAAGCCCUUUUGCCAAGAUUUUCAUGACUGUUAGAGUGGGCCACGAUUAAACCCAGUUACUGCCUCCAUUCCUCCUCCCCCACCCCCAAGGUUUUCUCCAGGGAAUACAAAAUAUUCUCCCAGUAAGUGGAGACAUCAUCCAGACAUGGGUUAUUCCAGCCAGUAUCCAAUAGGACUGGGUCUACCAAAUUGGUAAGUCACGCCCUCUGUGCUACUCCUCCCAGCUUAGACUCAGUCCGUUCCUUGCAUUGGCUGUGUCUAGUGAUCUCUCCAAUAGGUUUUUGCUAUUAAUUGUAUUUUUUUCUUAAAUUCGUUCUUAUUUGACAUAUUGCUAUUCCAAAUUCCAAAAUUUUCUAAAAUUGUUGAUUGGAGCUUGGUGGGGGGGAGACUGAGAUCGGGACUAGUUCCCUAGCCUCUACGGAGAAUUGGGCUCACAGGUAUAUCCCUUCGGCCACGUUUGCCGCUUUUCUCACCAUGCAUUACCUGGCGGUCGUCUUCCUGCCUCCUGCGUUGCUCGCUGUCUUAAGGCUCUGUUUGAUCAUAAGAUUGCCGCCUCGCACUUUGCAGCAGCCUCCUGUCACCAACAACAACUUGCACAGCCUCACACUCCGGAAUCGCUGCCCUGAGCCGCCAAUAUUGCUGCCUUUGAUCUCUGGCUUUUGCUGUCGGGAUUCAGUGCGCCAAUGCCGUAGCAGCCUUAAACUGACCAGGAGGUCAGCGCGAACUAGCCGGCAUUGCUGGUUUUUAUUUCUUGUCCCUCAGAGGACACGAAGAUUCCGGGCGACCAUCUUGGACACUCAGCAAGUCCGGCGGCCAUUUUGAGUCACCACAACGAGGUCGUGAAUACCAUGUCUGCCAAUGCCUCGGAUGUGGGUGCCCCUGUGUCCCUUCAGGACUCUCCCCCUUCCACUAUACCACCUACGAAUCCCAAGGAGUCCAGUUCAAAGAAGAGGGGUUCUUCGGUGGGGGAGGAUGCUUCCAGGCCUGCCAAGGUUUCUAGGUCCAGCGUAUCUUGGGAGCCGGCCCCUAGUAAGGACCAGAGUGUGGUUUCUUCCUCAGUCUCUCGCAAGGCCAAGACUAAAUCUCGUCAUUGUGAGGUUUCUCCCCAGCCUCCCUUGGUUCCUUCCUCCAGGCCACAAAAUCCCCCUGAGGAUCUUUCCACUGACACACAUAGGGAAAUUUCGACACCUGCCUCCCCACUUCAGCCUGACUUCCCAGUGGAAGAUGGCUCGGAGGAUGAGAGGAGUCUAACUCCCGAGCUGGAGGUUGUUUCACCGAGCCCCAGUGGGCUGCCCUGUUACCCUUCUGAUAUGGCUGAUAUUAUCUCAGCAGCCGUAGAAAGGGUCAUUGCUGCUGGCCUGCAACAUUGUGCUCCUGUGGUCUCUACUUCAAAGGCUUCCAAAUCUUCCAGGAAGCACAAGGGACAUUCCUCCCUCGCAAAGGGGACUCCUGUUGACUCUCUUUCCCAGGCUUCUGUCUUAGAGGUUGAUGAGCAGGUUUCAAGAGACUCUGACCUCUCAGAUGAUGAGGACCUCACUCCUGCUCCUUCCUCAUUGGUGGGACUGUUUAAACCUGUCUUAUUUCGCUCUCUUCAAGGCAAAAAAGGUGUCCGGCAUCCCUGCCUCCAAGCCCACUUCCAGUAUGGAACAGGACAAAGUUGAUACUACUGACCCUUUCUUUUCCAGGCCUACAGUUGAAAAGGAUGUCCCAUCCCCAAAGCUCUUUCUGGAAGUAGUCCAGAAUCAGUGGGUGUCCCAGGGGCUGGGCCUCUCCCCGCUUUCCUGGACAAGCACUUGUAUAAUAUUGGUCCUGAGUUCUCAAAGGUAUUGGAGGUGCUAUCCAUAGACCCCCCCCCCCCCACCUGUGGUUGCUAUCUCUUCUCCAAACACUGCUACAGCAGCUCCGGAGGAUGCCCCUCCGACUGGAGGACAAAAGGUUUGAGCAAACCCUGUUCAAGGGUCAUCAGGCCUCAGCAUGGGCAGUGAGGGCGGCUUCUUCUGCCUCCUUCUUCAAUAGGGCUGCUCUAUGUUGGCUUAAACAGCUUCAGGACAGGCUCCCACCUUCUGAUAUUAGAUCACACCAGGACAUUAAUAAGCUUAACGCUGCAAUGGCGUAUUCGGCGGAUGCUUCUUUGGAUGCAGCUCGCUUCGCUUCCAAGGCCAUUGCCUUUUCUGUGCCCACACGCCGUCUCUUGUGGUUGAAGCAAUGACAGGAGGAUGCCAGAGCAAAAUGGAGGGUCGCCUCUUCUCCCUUUUUUGCUGACAUCUCUUUGGGCCUCCUUUUGAGCCUCUUCUGAUUGAAUCCAAAGAUAAAAGGAAGAUUCUGUUUUCGGCUACUCGCAAAUCGGAUAAUAAAUCCUCU
Molecule: messenger RNA, 9181 nt
Organism: Thamnophis sirtalis
Lineage: Eukaryota; Metazoa; Chordata; Lepidosauria; Squamata; Natricidae
Source: RefSeq, a predicted model, not a curated record